AUGGCUCAGUUCUCUGAGAUAACUCCAGAUUCCAUUGAGAAGCAGACUUCAGAAGGCAUGUCCCCAAAGUCGACGGAAAUGGACUUCAGACAAGAUUCAGACUCUCCCAGUGACAUUACGAGGACCAACUCUCAGAGUAUCAGUAACACCGAAAGCUCGUCCAUGUUAUCAUCGAUGGGAUCUUCGUCCAACAACUCGGCCGAACAGGCUAGCGAGAACAGUCCUAAGGUAAGAUACGCUUUUACUAAAGGGGCAUAUAAUGUAUUUUUAAAUGUCAUAUAGGAUCAUAUUUGUUUUUUGUUAAGUACCGCUUGCAUAUAUCGUAGUAGAUGUUAAUAUACCUAAAACACGUUAAGCUUCAAUUUUUAUGCAAAUUUUUCGUAUGACCAUGCAAAACAGGCUGUAAACCGGACCAAAGUACCAAAUUGAAUUAAAGUGGCAAUUACCCUGAUUAUCCAAUUUGUAUUUUGAGGUUUGUAAAGAAAGUUAUAGCAGCGCCUGAUUAAUUUCCUUAAGCGAAUAACAAGAGAAUAUAAGCCGGCUUUCAAUGCACCUUGUAAAAUUGUUGGGGAAACAACCGAAAAAAAGCCGCUUAAGUCUCGGCCGAGUUAUUACUUUUACACUUAGUCAGCUGUCCUACUCUUAACCGCCGUUUAAUUGUCACCAUCUUUGCUUACAUUAUGAUCUUUGCCGUGUUGGGAGAGGUUUGGUAUGAAAGACAAUUUUUUUUGAAAUUUUAAAAUUGCCUUUUUAACACAAUAAUUACUUGUUUUUGACAUAAAUUUUACAUUUCUGGGUUUUUUUAGAAAAGUUGUAUCUGCAGCCUGCGCAGGCCGUAAAACUCUGGGCGCAAGCUGGAAAUUACAAAAUCUGAAAAAUUUCACCGAAUUUUUAAUAAUAACGGCUUUCUGAAGUAAAAAUAGAGUUUUAACCAAAUUUCGAUACCAAAGACCUCAGAAGUCAGUGGGAAGUAGUCUUCUGGUUAAUCGCCAGACUAAUCUCAACGUAGCCAAUUGUUUGUCACUUACUAUAAAUACGAACAGACAUUAAAGAACAAUUAAUAUAUUGUUCUAAUGCCUAGAAAAAGAGCGAUUAAUUAGUUUUAUGCAUAAAAUUAUAUGUUGUGUUACCUAAAUUACAAAAAGUUGUUUUCUAUUAGCAAAGUCCAAGUUAUUAUCGUAGUUGCAUGUUCGUAUGUCUUUGCGAUGUGAUAAAGGGGAAAGUGGUGUUUUUGAUUACAAUUAAAAAGCUAAAACAAUCUCAAUACUCAAUAUCCAUAACUUUCAGAGCGAACAACGCUGUAGUUUUGACAUAAAUUCUAUGUUUAAUAACAACAACGAGAAGACCGGCAGUCCAUUGGAGCAGCUCUCUCAGCAACUCGGCGUGCCUUUAGGCAGUUCGUCUGAUUUCUCGCCCAGCUCAUUCUCCAGCUCAUCGCUCGGCCUAGCUGGAUCACCGGCUUCGUUUGGCGGCGUCGAAACAAACGCACUGUUCCAGCUGAGCCAACUUCUAGGCCAGCAAACUCAAGCCGUUUCUUCUGAAAAUAUUUUUAAUUUUAAUGGACUGGAGCAGAAGAGACAGCCGGCUAAUAAUCGACCUGUGAAUAACAAAGCACCUGUGGAGGACAAAAAGAGGGUAAGAUGGUUUUUGAGUUACAGUAGGCUUUGAUAACGUUCUUAUAACCUAAAAUAGCUUAUUUUUUUAAAAAUUUUUUGAAUUUUAAAGUUAAAAAAUGAGUUUAAAAUUAAAAAAAUAGAACUCAGUAGCUUGAGUUAACUUAAACUUUUUAGUCCUAUCCUUAUACCUUCCAGUUCUGCGUACUGUGCAACAAGAACGUGCACAGCUCCAAGCUGCCGUGCCACAUUCGACAAUGUCACGUGAGUAAGCCAAUGUUCCAAUGUCCUUCCUGCGACUUCACGUCGACCUACUCCAAGAACAACGUCAAAUCUCAUAUGGUUUCGCUGCACGGAUUAGCGGUAAGUGAUGUGUAGGUAGACAUGGUAACAACAGCCGGUAAUGUCAUCUUAUUUCAAAGUAUUUUCGAAAUUCUAAAGAUUAUCGAAGAAAAGUUAAAAUUAAACGGUCUGGGGGCGUUUGAAUUGAUAUCAAAGGUUAAGACUUGUAAAAUACGGCUGAACUAACAGCUUUUAUACUUCAGGGUGAGCCCAUCUCGUAUAUGGACCAAUACGCAGGCCAAGUCGAGGAAUACAUGAAGAAGUGUUUCCCCAACGUUAGAGGCCGGGGACGUCCAGUACAUGAUCGUACAUCGCCAAGAAGCACACAACCCAAUAUCAGCGUGCAACAGACGACGCUCCAGAAGAUGCAGAUGAAUGGAGGGCCUGUGAGACCGACCGGUCGACAACAGAAACACAAACUCGUAAUGAACGGGAUCAAUAUGGGCAACAACAAGAUGAACGAGGUGAUGCAGAUGCUGCAGGGCAACAAGAGUGUUAUGGAGAAAAGGUAAGGGCUGCAGAGAGUGUAGUAUAAUAUAAGAUGUAUUAAAGUUGUAUGAUAAGACACAGAUUUUUACCUAAAAAUUGAUUUUCUCGUUUAUCUGUUCUAACUGAUGAUAUUGUAGCUGCAUGCCCCAAAUGAACCCCCUGGCCUACUUCCAAAGCCUCGGCUACUUCAACCAAAUGAUGGGUCAGAAUCCCUACCUGAACCGUUUCAACCCAUUUGAACCAAAGAAGGAAGCAGAACCAGUAGCACCAAAGAACGAGCAGGUCACGAUGGAGCAGUUACUUCAAGAAUUCAGCUCCUUUGUUCCUCAACAGUUGAGUGAACACAAGAUUUCGGAGAGCUCUUCUUCCAACUCUACUACAUCAUCCUCUGCUGCACCUCCAGAUGUGGAUAAUCUGGACACGAUGUGCACGAAUGGUACUCACGAAAUGCCAAAAUACUUGCCUCAUCCUCUGAAGAUAGCAUCGUUGACCAAGAAACAGAUUCAGGGCACGGUGUUUGCGAGUAUGAACGAGGGGAACGAUCUGAUUGAGGUAAGGAUACAUUAACAUAACAUAAGGGUCGAAAUAUAGAACGUAUAAAUAGGUAUAAACAUGUACAAACACAAUAACAACAUAAACUUACUUUUAAAUGUUAAAUUUCAAAUUUCAACCAUAACUCUUUCAGAGAAUGGACUUCGAAGCCCUCUCCGCUCCAGCAGAAUCCCAAGUUCUUCUAUCUUCAGAUCAAACUCAGAAAAUAGCUGAAGUCAGGCAGAAACUUCAACUCCAAGCCUUCGAAGUUUUGUUCGCCGUUCAUCGGCUUGAUCUUGACGUAUUGCCAUUACCUAAAGUAAACUUGGUGUUAUCGAUUGCUCCAACAGAAACUGAUGGCAAAAGAUUCGCCGCCUUCGAACAGAAGAACCAAAGAAGUCUGAAUGAAGAUGAAGACUUCGUGUUCCAACUGUCAAGAGUCGAGAGACUGAGGGAAAGGUUAACAUUGAUGCAGUUCAUGGGAGGAUUCGAGAGUGUGGUUCAGAAGCUGGACCAGGUGAGUGAAAUGACCUGAAAAGCUCUGAAAUAUUAGAAAAAAUAUUAAAUUUUAUUUCUAAAGAUCGGGGACAAGUUAUACGACGAAAGAUUACCGCUGUUUUUUGUUUUACCCUAAUAUUAUAGCCUUUUUAAUAGUAUUUUAAGCUAAAUAUUUAAAUAAUUUUUAAAUUUUCAGCAAAUCACCGAUCUCCAAAUUGGCUCCAACUUCUUGAGCAACUCUACUGAAUUUCAUCGUGUUCUGCAGCUUCUCCUCACUAUUAUCAAUGUUGUUAAUGGCCACACCAACCUCGAUCUUAUCCAUGGCUUCAGAACGUCAAAGGUUUCUGAAAUCUGUGGCCAAAAGCUGAGUAACGGUCAAGAUCUGAUGGAAUGCUUGGCCGACGCUGUAGCCAAGAACUUCUCGGAUAUUCAGUUUACAAGUGGAGCUGAACUCAUUGAUGCUGCUGCCAAUACUGAUGUAGCAGGUCUUCAGAAUACUUUGAGGGGCUUGGAACGGGGAAGAACGUUGGUUGAGGCUGAAUUGAAGUACGGUACUCAAACUGACAAUUUGACGGAAUUCGCACUGAAAGUGGAAAGAGAGGUCAUCAGCUUCAAGGAGAAGAUCAACAAACUUACUGUAAGUUUUUGAAAGCUUUUGGAUCUAAUAUGAACUAGCAUAACAAAUAGAAUUACAAUGUUUUAAGAUUCUUUUGAUAUGUGAAAGUGAGUAUCUGAUGACAUUAUUUACAGGGCUACCUCCGUCAUACUCUGGAAUUCUUUGGAGAAUCAGUGUCGGCCGUGUAUUCAGAAGAGUUCGACCUUCAAGAACUCUCGACUCAGGUCUCGACCUUCUUCAAGCAGAUCUCCAGGUUCUGUAGAAGCUUCCAGACGGCACUCAUGUCCAUAUAA
This is a messenger RNA of Bursaphelenchus okinawaensis, 4382 nucleotides long. The record is from the annotation of a GenBank genome assembly. Lineage: Eukaryota; Metazoa; Nematoda; Chromadorea; Rhabditida; Aphelenchoididae.